AUGGAAUGGCUACAAGUGGAAUUAGAAAGCUCGGGUGAAUCAAAUGCAUCUGACUUGCAAGAGGAAGAUAAAAGUCAAACAGUUCCUGGAACACUUCUGAUACCAUGCCGAACUGCAAUGAAGGGGUAUUUUCCCCUGAACGGAACAUACUUUCAAAUUAAUGAGGUUUUUGCUGACUUUGCAUCAAUGACAAAACCGAUAAAUGUUCCUAGAAGGUUGUUAUGGUCUCUAACGAAACAAAUAACAUAUUUUGGUACCGGGACAUCGGCCAUUACAAGAGGUACGUCAGCGGAAAAGGUUAGAGAAUUCUUUAGCGAAGGAUACAUUUGUGUUCGAGCAUUUGAAACAAAAAAAGGAGCUCCAAGGCGAAUAUCACCAAUGAUGCAUCUAAACACUACUCAAAUUUGA
Lathyrus sativus (Indian pea) is the source of this 408-nucleotide messenger RNA. The record is from the annotation of a GenBank genome assembly. NCBI's taxonomy places the organism in Eukaryota, Viridiplantae, Streptophyta, Magnoliopsida, Fabales, Fabaceae.